This is a messenger RNA of Macrosiphum euphorbiae (potato aphid), 240 nucleotides long. NCBI's taxonomy places the organism in Eukaryota, Metazoa, Arthropoda, Insecta, Hemiptera, Aphididae. The record is from the annotation of a GenBank genome assembly.
AUGACAGGACGCGGAAUCACCAAGCCUGCCAUUCGUCGGUUAGCUCGCCGCGGAGGAGUGAAACGUAUCUCCGGUUUGAUCUACGAAGAAACACGUGGUGUGUUGAAAGUGUUCUUGGAGAACGUAAUCCGCGACGCAGUCACAUACACCGAACACGCCAAGAGGAAAACAGUCACCGCUAUGGACGUCGUUAACGCACUGAAACGUCAAGGCCGUACCCUUUACGGUUUCGGAGGCUAA